Molecule: messenger RNA, 1656 nt
Organism: Mercurialis annua (annual mercury)
Lineage: Eukaryota; Viridiplantae; Streptophyta; Magnoliopsida; Malpighiales; Euphorbiaceae
Product: abscisic acid 8'-hydroxylase 3-like
Exons: 9
Coding region: 1-1431 (476 amino acids)
Biological process (GO): sterol metabolic process; multicellular organism development; brassinosteroid homeostasis
Molecular function (GO): heme binding; oxidoreductase activity, acting on paired donors, with incorporation or reduction of molecular oxygen; iron ion binding
Source: RefSeq, a predicted model, not a curated record
AUGGAGCUUGGGAUAUUAAUGAUCUUAAUCCUCAUAACCAUACUUGUGCUCUCAACUUUCUUCUUGCUUCAUUUAUGGAUAUCACCAAAAGCCAUGGAAGAUAUCCCUGGAAGCUUGGGUUGGCCAAUUGUCGGCGAAAGCUUCGACUUCCUGUCUGAAUUCUCCAGUCCUUCUGGUAUAUUUAGCUUCAUGCAAAAGAGACAGCAAAGGUAUGGAAAGGUUUUCAAAUCUUUUGUGCUAGGGAGGUUCAGUGUCUUCAUGACUGGAAGAGAAGCCAGCAAAAUAUUGCUGACAGGAAAAGAUGGAAUGGUGAGCCUGAACCUCUUUUAUACAGGACAACAGGUUCUGGGUCCAACAAGUUUGCUCCAAACUACUGGAGAAGCGCAUAAAAGGCUUCGACGACUGAUCGGAGAGCCCUUAUCGGUCGAUGGGCUAAAAAAAUAUUUUCAGUUCAUCAACAAUUUGGCAGUUGAAACAUUAGAUCAAUGGUCUGGGCGGCAAAUUUUUGUCCUUGAAGAAGCUUCUACAUUCACUCUAAAAGUAAUUGGUAACAUGAUCAUGAGCCUGGAACCUACAGGAGAAGAGCAGGAAAAAUUUCGGUCAAAUUUUAAAAUCAUUUCUUCAUCAUUUGCAUCCUUACCGUUCAAGAUUCCUGGAACAGCCUUUCAUAAUGGUAUCAAGGCUAGGGACAGGAUGUAUGCUAUGCUAGAUGCAACUAUAGCAAGGAAGAGAAGUGGCAAGAGCAUCCAACAAGAUUUUCUAGAAUCAUUGUUAAUUAAGCACAGUAAAGGAGGAGAAGGAAAAGAUUAUGAAGAUAAACUUACUGACAAUCAAUUGAAGGAUAACAUAUUAACUCUUCUAGUUGCAGGUCAUGAUACCACCACAGCUGCUCUCACUUGGCUCAUCAAGUUCCUAGAUGAAAAUCCUCAAGUUCUCGAACAACUUCGUGAGGAGCAUAUACAAAUCCAAGCAAAGAGAACUGGUGAAGCAACCCUUACUUGGUCUGAAGUUAACAACAUGCCGUACACAAACAGAGUAAUCAGUGAAACUCUUAGAAGAGCCACCAUUUUACCUUGGUUUUCAAGAAAAGCUGCACAGGACUUCGAAAUUGACGGUUAUAAAAUAAAGAAAGGCUGGUCAAUUAACUUGGAUGUUGUCUCAAUCCACCAUGACCCAGAAGUUUUUCCUGAUCCCCAGAAGUUCAAUCCCUCCAGAUUUGAUGCACCCCUGAGACCUUUCAGCUUUCUUGGAUUCGGAAGUGGACCUCGCAUGUGCCCUGGGAUCAACCUGGCUAAACUGGAAAUCUGUGUCUUUAUCCAUCACCUGGUCACCAAGUACAAGUGGAGACCUCUGGAGAAAGACGAUUCCGUCCAACCAACUUUGGUGCGGAUGCCAAAAAACAAGUAUCCAAUUGUAGUUGAAUCCCUGUAAAACCCCACGCAUAGACAGAAGGGAAGAAAUAAUACCGGAGCACAUUAACCAGAGAUUUAUUACCACAAGACAACAGUUUUACUGUGCACCAAGUAUGAUGUAAUGAAUCACAAAAGGAGACAUGCAUCUGCUUAUAUUAACAAAGCUAUUUUUAAACGAAAUGUAUCAACAAUGAUAUAUGUAAAUCGCUGCUAGCACAAUCAAUUAUGAUAAGUUUCUCCUAAA